UGGCGCGAACUCUCCCGCGCUGGGCUAUUAUUUUACUCUUGGCAUCCCCUCCCUUCUCAGCCCAAACGCUCCCGCUAUGCAACACCACCAACCCAAUACCCAUCCCAAUUUCGCCACCGCAGGCUCCACCGCGCCCGGCAUCAGCUCCGACCCCAAGGGCGGCAAAAAGCGGGGCAGCUAUAACUGUGGCCGCUGUGGUCUCCCUAAGAAGGGCCACAACUGUCACAUCAAAAGUCCAAUUCAUCCGUCCGCUGCUACCCCUAUCGAUUCAUCUGUAUCCGCCUUUUCUGCCAUUCACGAGUCUCCAACCUGUCAGCCGCCGCCCCGAUAUUCUUACUCCUACCUCCGUCGGGCAUUGUCAUUUGACGAUGCCGAAGACCGAAACGGCGGAUUCGAUCCGCUUGAAGCGGACGAUCGGGAGGCUGGAUACCCGGAUUCCUCCGGUCUGGACUCGGGCGGGUUGCCAGUAAACAUUCUCUGGGACGUGCUGCGGAGAUUGCCGCCGACAGGGCUGUUGUCGGCUGCGAACGUUUGUAAAGGGUGGAAUGAUACGGCGAGAAGGGUGUGGAGGGCGGCGGAGGAGCUGAGGCUUAGGGUUCCCGCCAGAGCUCAGGUCGGGUUUGUUGCAUCAAUUUUGCAGAAGUGUACCAGUCUUGUGAGGCUCUCUCUUAGAAUGGAAAGUAAUGUCGAUUCAACGAUGCUGGCUUGCAUUGCAUUCUCGUGUCCCAAUCUGGAAUUUAUGGAGAUCUCAACAUCUAAUGCUGCAAUCAAUCGGAUCAAUGGGGAAGAAUUGGGUCGAUUUGUUGCUGACAAACGAAGCUUAAAAAGCCUAAAAAUUGAAGGUUGUUCUAAUCUUGGGGGUUUGGUACUCUGUUCGUCAAGCCUCACAACGGUCUGGCUAUCGGAUCUGUUCUCGCAUUCUAAGAUGGUAUUUAACUGUCCCCAGUUGAGAGAGAUUUCCUUGGAAUUUUCCCGCCAAGAAAUUGAUGGCACCGAUAUCACUACUAUGGUUGAUGGUUUAGGAAGAAGUUGUCCCAAGUUGCAAAAUAUACAUAUAGCUUCGGUGCGGCUUUCUCAUGCUGCUGUGCUUGCUCUUACGGCUGCCCAGUUGAGGGGUCUGCGAAUGCUUUCACUUGUGCUUGGAUCUGACAUAACCGAUGCUUCUGUUGCUGCAAUCACCUCAAGCUAUCCAAAUCUAGAACUGCUUGAUCUCAGCGGAUCUAGCGUGAGUGACAGUGGAAUUGGAAUGAUCUGCAACGUAUUCCCAGAAACAUUGUCAAGACUCCUCCUUGCUCUCUGCCCAAAUGUGACCUCAAGUGGUAUACAAUUUGCUACAGCCCAAUUGCCGCUUCUGGAACUUAUGGACUGUGGCAUGACCAUAUGUGAUCCUAGUUCUGAAAAUCGUAUGAAUGAUGAAAACAACUGUGAAUUACCGAAAACAUCUAGCACUAAUUUGCCACUUGUGAACCAGAAAUUAAUCAUCAAACAUAGCCGUUUGAAGAAACUAAGUUUAUGGGGCUGUACUGGCUUAGACGCAUUAUAUUUAAACUGCCCGCAACUGGAUGAUCUGAAUCUAAAUUCUUGUGCAAAUUUGCAUCCAGAGAGACUGUUGCUUCAAUGCCCCAGUUUAGUAAAUGUGCAUGCAUCAGGUUGUCAGGAUAUUUUAAUCGGGGCCAUCCAAAGUCAGGUCUGCAGCGCUUUUACAUCUAUGGAAAGCCUAUCACCUAGUAAACGCCUGCCUGAUGGUUCCAAAAGGGUCCAGGUUCCUUAUUUUCACAGCAGCGAGUCGCCCGAUGAGGGAAAAAAGCGUGGGAGAAUUGAGAGACGGCUUUGUAAUGUGAUUGUUGACUGAUCUUUCCUCUUGCUUGAUUUUCCUGUAUAGAUGUGUAAUAUCUUGUCAUCUAAUCUAAUCUCCAAAGGCAGAAUCCACUAGGUGCUAGAUAGGUUUAAAAUUCUUGUUCGAAUCAGAAUUACUGCUCUAUGAUUCUCUUUGUUGCCGGCUUGCCGCUGCCUGAUGUUCAUGGUUAUCAUCAUAAUCAGCAGUCAAUGUAGACUACUCUGAAUGACUCCACGACAUUUAAUGAAAUAAAUUAUUUUUCCGA
Molecule: messenger RNA, 2102 nt
Organism: Prosopis cineraria
Lineage: Eukaryota; Viridiplantae; Streptophyta; Magnoliopsida; Fabales; Fabaceae
Product: F-box/LRR-repeat protein 17-like
Exons: 11
Coding region: 77-1852 (591 amino acids)
Molecular function (GO): protein binding
Source: RefSeq, a predicted model, not a curated record